AAUCUCUGCAUGGGGAGGGGUGGGUAGGGAGACAGCGGGAGAGAGAGACAGAUAUUACAAACAUCAGAGCAGGUAGUGUUUAGGGCAAGACUCCUUCCACCUUCAACAACUGGGUACCUGGGCUGCGCUUCCACCCUGGGACAGCCUCCUGCUCCCAGCCCUCCCUGAAAAAACUAGUGGAAAGGACUUUCUGCCUCCCUCUAUCUGGCGUCCUUCUCCAGGUUUUUCCAUAAGGAGGAAUGAUCUACCAGCAAUUCAGCCCAGUUUCUGGGUAACAAGUGAUAGGACAAGAGGAAAUGGCCUCAAGUUGUUCCAGGGAAAGAACCUCUUCACAGAAAAAGUGGUCAAGAUCUGAAACAGGUUGCCCACAGAAGUGAUGGAGUCACCAUCCUUGGAGGAAUUUGGGCCACAGAGAAGAAAAUUGAAUAUGAUGAAGAACGAAGAAACAAGUUUUAAUGUGGACAAUACCCGAGCCUCUCCCUUCUCCCUCUGCCUGCAGCCACUCAGCCCCGUUACAAAGCCACACAGAGCAACACAAUUUGAUGAAGAAUUCAGAACACACCUCUCACAUUUCCGCUAUGGUCCUCCUCCUCUUGAAAACAUGGAAACAUUCCAGGGGUCCUUGGAAGGAGGGUCUCGCAAACGUAAGAGCAUGCCAACAAAAAUGCCUCCUCCCAUCACCCUUGAGGAUUCCUCAUCAUCACCAGAUCGACCUGAGGAUCACGACAUGGGCUCUUCCAGUCUCCCCUUGGUGUUCCAACAGCCAACUCAGCCCAAGUACAGUUCCCAGAUGAUUGACCUCUGCAACUUUGGUUUUCAGUUCUACAGAACUCUGGAGCAUUUUGGAGCCAAGCCCAUUAAGCAAGAACCAGUGAAGCCUAGCAUGGCAUGGCCCAGUAACCCAGCAUUCAUGCAGGCUCCUUACCCUUAUUAUCCUAAAGUCCAUCCUGGCUUAGUGUUUCCUUUCAUUGUACCACCAAACUUUCAUUUCAGGAACCCUUUGCAAAUGAAAAGACCUGCAGAACCACCCUUCAGGAGGGCUGAAGUAAGAGAAAGUGGUGAAAACAAACAGAAAGUGGAAAGAGUAGAUGUCAACCUUCAGAUAGAUGACAGCUACUAUGUUGAUGUGGGGGGUGAGCAGAAACGCUGGCAAUGUCCCAUGUGUGAGAAGUCCUAUACAUCCAAGUACAAUUUGGUCACCCAUAUCUUGGGUCACAGUGGCAUUAAACCACAUGCUUGCACCCGGUGUGGCAAGCUUUUCAAGCAGCUGAGCCACUUGCACACGCAUAUGUUGACACACCAGGGCACUCGGCCACAUAAGUGCCAGGUGUGCCACAAGGCUUUCACUCAAACCAGUCACCUUAAGAGACACAUGAUGCAACACAGUGAUAUCAAACCUUACAACUGCAGGAUCUGUGGCAGGGGUUUUGCCUACCCCAGUGAACUGAAAGCACAUGAGUCUAAGCAUGAGAGUGGACGAGAGAACAUUUGUGUGGAGUGUGGUCUGGACUUUCCAACUCUGGCCCAGCUGAAGAGACACCUAACCACCCACCGUGGCCCUAUACAGUACAAUUGCACCGAGUGUGAUAAGACCUUCCAGUACCCAAGUCAGCUGCAAAACCACAUGAUGAAGCACAAAGACAUCCGCCCAUACAUCUGCACUGAAUGCGGCAUGGAGUUUGUGCAGCCCCACCACCUGAAGCAACACUCCCUGACUCACAAGGGUGUGAAAGAGCACAAAUGUGGAAUUUGUGGCCGGGAAUUUACUCUGCUGGCCAACAUGAAGCGACAUGUCCUGAUCCACACCAAUAUCAGAGCCUAUCAAUGCCAUUUGUGCUUCAAGAGCUUUGUGCAAAAGCAGACUCUCAAGGCCCACAUGAUUGUUCACUCUGAUGUCAAACCCUUUAAAUGCAAGCUGUGUGGAAAGGAGUUUAACAGAAUGCACAAUUUAAUGGGACACAUGCACUUGCACUCAGAUAGUAAGCCAUUUAAGUGCCUCUACUGUCCCAGCAAAUUCACCUUGAAGGGGAACCUAACCAGGCACAUGAAAGUCAAACAUGGAGUCAUGGAAAGAGGAUUUCACUCUCAAGGUUUUGGAAGAGGAAGGAUUGCUCUGUCCCAGACAAAUGUCUUGAGAAGCUUGGAACAGGAAGAGCCAUUUGAUCUGUCCCAGAAAAGCCAAGGGAAGGGUAUCUCAUUUCAUUCUGAUGGUGAGAGUGCCAAGGGAAGCUCAUGUCAGGAAGAAGAGGAAGACAACUGCUAUGAGGUGGACCGAUACAGCCCUGCCACAUACCAUCAUGAUGACAACAAGCUGUACAUGGCUCAAGAUCUCUCUGGCAAACCUGAGUGCAUGAUGAAGGACUUCAGAGAGUCCUACUGCAAUGAGAAGAAAGAGGUGUUAAGUGAGGGAGGACUGGGGAAGAGAAUAGGAAAUUCAGACAAAGAGGAGAGAUGUGGAGAGGGAGAGCUUGCAAACAGCAAAGAACAUCUCAGCUUUAGAUCCUUUGAAAAGGCCAGACUUGGUCACUCUCUCUCUGAUUACUUGUAUUUCAAGCACAAGAACAAGAGUUUGAAAGAAUUGCUGGAAAAAAAAAUGGAAAAACAAACAAUGCUUCUAGGCAUUUAAAAUGGACAUUUUUAAAACAGCUGGAAAAUGGUAACCAGGAAUAUUUUAACAUGAAUUGUAAGCUAUUAAAGCCUGGAAGUCUGUAGUAGUAUUUAGAAAUAAAUAAGCCAAAUUAUUAAAAAUAAUUUAGGGUAAACCACAUACAUUAAAAGAAUAAAACAGCUUGAGGUCACCAAGAAAUGCAAUAGAUAUUGAAAAAUAACACUUUAAUAUUUAUCCGUUUAAUGUAUAACAGACAAUGGGUUGGGUACAGAAGUUUACUUUCUAUUAUAUGGGGAUAGAUACUUACAUGCAAUUUUCUACUUAGCAGAAAGCAAUAUAUUUUAGCAUCUGAUUUCUUAUCUGACUAAAUAUAUAUGAAAACUUCUAACCAUAUGCCUCAAAAAUAUCUGAAAAUACAAAGUAUUUCGCAUUAUAAGCCAGAGUACUAUUAAACAUGGCAUGCAUGAAAGUGCUGUCGACAUUCAGAACUAACACAGUCCAAAUAUUUGAUUUACUGAAGUGACUCUUAGUGCAACUACUUACAAUGAGAAAUGUUAAACAAAAUAAUAAGAAGAACUAAUGUCUAGGGAGGCAGUAAAGGACAGUUCUCUAAGGCUUUAAAAGGAAUUUAUUACAAAAGUUCUCUGGCACAAGGAAUAUUCGUGCUUUGCUGUGUUUCAGCCAGUAUGGGAGUGUUCAGAAAUUCUGAAGUGAAAUAGCAUAGAUUGUGUUGACAUUCUGUUCUACUGCCUGCUUGGACCAACACGUGUACUGGGGGGCAUCAGCAUGCCGUAUUCACAAUCUUGCCAUAGUUACAUAUAACACAGUAUGAGUAAUUCAAAAUGAAAAAGUUAUGCAGCUUCACCAUUUAUCUCUUCAGUUUAUCAUUGCUAGUAAGGAUAAUUUUGGAAUACACAGAUCUGGUCAUUUUUUGUUUCAGGGGGUAAAAACCACCCUUACAGAACAAGCAGUACCUCACAGAGGAAAACUUUCCUCUUAUUAAGGUCAGAAAACUUCUCUUAUUAAACACUUCUUGAGCAGUAAGUGGCAGGCCUUUCAGACAAAUUUCACUCAUGCUGUUUUUAUGGAGUCAAACUCAGCUUUUCAUCCUCUGAUUCCCCUACAGUUAUAAGCUUAUAACCAACAUGGGGAAAGCCUAUUCAUUAAACUUUUCAUUAAUGACAUGAAUACUUUGAACAGCAUAUUAGUUCCUACAUCUUCAAGAAAGAUGACAAGCAGCCCUGAAUUGUCCUAUUGCUUACGUGGAAAUAAAAAUUCAAUUAAUCAUAAAAUUUGUCCUAUGUCCUUUGGACAUCCCAGCUCAAAAGGUUAAAAUCCAUAUAUAUGGUACAUCUCUUCCAAAUAUUACUGCCUUCUUCACUUACCUGCUGAGUUCUUGAUUUGAGAUGCAUUGCAAUCAUGCUCUCUGUAUAGCAAGUUAUAAUUAAAUAUAGUCAUCUACUUUUAUGGCUUGCUAAGACCAGUCAUGUAGCUGCAGCUCUCUGCCCCUAUAAGAAAACACACACCUCUCAAAUUAAUGAUCCUCAUGCCUACCACUUAAGCAGCAUUCACAGGGCAAGGUCCUUAUUUUUCAUAUAACUGGGUUUGUGUAGUCCAAGGCUACAGGCAGUGUUUUCCUUUUUCAAGGCUCAAACAUGGCAUAACAUAUGCAGAAAUUCAUGCAGAAAAACCUAUUGAUAAAAGAAAGAGUAACAUCCAGGUGACUUUCCUAAAUUAAAUCUAUGUCUGAUGUGCAUAUUUUUAAAAAUAAAAAUGUUAUGCCAAAUUGAACUGGAAGGUAGGUCACUUUAGAAUUUAAAAAGUCUUUGAGGUGUAUUUUAGAGGUCUAUGGUCAUGUUUCUUCAGGGAUUAACUGUUCUAUCAUAAACAUUCCUCUUCCUUGCUUUAGCUGUAAGAUGAUGCCUAUUGAAAAAGGAGCUAUCUUUCUUUCAAGGAAGACAUUGUGGACAAGCAAAAAAGUUAGGAAAUUUUUAGGAUAAUGAGUGAAACUGUACUAUGUACACAGCCCUUCCAUUGCAAACUCUUGUCUAUUAAUUGGAGAGUGCUAUGGGACAGCUAGACAAUUCUUAUCAAGAAAGAAACAAAGUAUUACAUACCAAUUGCAGUCCAGACAAAUGGAGCAAAAGAGACAUUUUCAGCAGAGUUCAGCUCCCAGCCACUAAGAUCAUAGGAUGCGUUCUAUCUGGGCUUCAGCAAAGGCUUUGAUACAUUAUCCAUGGCAUUCUCCUGGAAAAGCUGACAGCUCGUGGCUUGGGCGGAUGAAGUCUUCGCUUGGAUUAAAACAUGGCUGUAUAGCCAGGCCCAGAGAGUGGUGGUUAAUGGAGUUAACUGCAGUUGGCAGACAGUCACCAGUGGUGUUGCCCAGGGGUCGGCACUGGGCCCAGCCCUGUUUAAUAUCUUUAUUAGCCAUCUGGAUGAGGGGAUGGAGAGCCCCCUCAGUCACUUAACAGAUAACCCCAAGCUGGGUGGGUUUCUGAUCUGCUGGAGGGCAGGAAGGCUCUGCAGAGGGAUCUGGACAGGCUGGAUCAUGGGCCGAGCCCAGUGGUGUGAGGCUCAACAAGGCCCAGUGCUGGGCCCUGCCCUUGGGUCACAGCAACCCCAGGCAGUGCCACAGGCUGGGGCAGAGUGGCUGCAAAGCUGCCACAGGAAAAGGCCCUGGGGGUGCUGGUGACAGCAGCUGAGCGUGAGCCAGCAGUGCCCAGGGGGCCAAGAAGGCCAAUGGCAUCCUGGCCUGUGCCAGCAGUGGUGUGGCCAGCAGGAGCAGGGCAGGGAUUGACCCCCUGUACUCAGUGCUGGUGAGGCCACACCUCAAAUCCUGUGUCCAAUUUUGGGCCUUUCACUCCAAGAAAGACAUUGAGGUGCUGGAGCAUGUCCAGAGAAGGGCUACAAGUCAGAUAUCCCUGCAGGUGUUCAAAAAAUGAUCAGAUGUAGGACUUAGUCUAGUUGACCAGGUGGUGAUUGUUUAAACAUUGGAGUUCAUGAUAUUAAGAGGUCUUUUCUUACCUAAAUGCUUCUGUGAUUGUGUGAUUCUGCAACUGCAAAAACUAUGUUUAUUGGAAGCAUGCAGUCCAGAGUUUCCUUACUGACCUUGUAAGAGAAUGUGCCAGAUGUGUCCUUAGGAAAGGAAAUCACUGCAGACAGUUGUGCAUUGUCUAAAUGGUUACUCCAAACUCCUUCAACCACACUCCCCACUUCAAUUUACCCACUUCUACAGGUGCAGUUAUCACUGGAGCCGAAGUACUGGACAACUACAUACAGCUGGGAAAUAGUCCCAAAAUGGCAAUACUAUUUGCAAGUAAUUCAUAAUGCGAACUCUUUUAAAUCACAUUUUACUAGAAAGCAGAGUAUUUCUUCACAACGGGACUUUGAGAUUCUGCCCAGACACAAAGCCAUACUAAGUUAAUUCUCAAACAAGCAAGUCUAAUUCAUGUCAGAAUAGUAAAAACCUAAUUUAAAACUGUAAAUUAUGAAUAAGAGAAAUUACAAACAAAAUUAUUACUGAAGUAAGAAGACAGUGCCAAGUGACCCAAGCAAAGUGGUUAGAAGAUGACAGUCCUCCCUACUGUAGAACAUAAUGUAGAUGGGUCUGUGGCAUUUGUUACAAAGAGGCCUCAAGGGACAAAUUAAAAGUGAAAUAACAGCCUUCAUUGUGAAGCACCUUGCUUUUCAAACAUAAGUUAUUUUCACACUAUUUACAUUGGCACUGCUUUGGGAACAGACAGUAACAGCCUUUGCUUUUUAAUAGCUUUGAAAAUGCUUUAUAGAAAUUUGCUCUCAUAAUGAAGCUAUUUCCCAUUUAUAAUUUUCAAGGGAUUAGCUUCCUUAUUUUGCCUUGUGUAGAGGCUCAGAAGUCCAGUAGAGACAUUGUCUGUGUCCUGGACAUUGGGGGAUACAUUUUCUUCUUUUUCUCAUUCCUAAUGUGAGUUUAUCUCGUCUUCUAGCUCUGUUGUGGGAAAAAAAAAAAAAAAAAAAGGCUUUAUCUUACUACUGUUCACUGUUAUUUGGGUUUUCAUUUUAUGGGAACAUAUGAAGCUAAAGCCCAGUCUCCACCACCUCCAUAUAAAAACACAUUUAUACCAUUUGCCUGCAUUGUAUAGGCAGCCUUGUUUCAUCCUUUCCGAGAGCAUUACAGCAAAUAAGAGUGGCUACAAACUUGCACAGCUGAAAUGUUUCCAGAAGUCAGGCUGAGGAAAAGAUAUAUUUGCCCUACCAUAAAGAGUCUGGGCAAGUGAAGGCAUGUUAAGUUAGGGGCUUUUCUGAUGUUAAGGGUAGCAGGGAGAGUUCUGCAAGACGCUUUGGAGCACAGAGUAGGUGGAGGAAAACUCAAAAUCUGAGCUAGUAUCGUUUAAGGGUGAAGAUAGAGAUCAUAUUUAAAGGAAAAGCAAAGUUGUACGUGACCUCGCAGCAAAGUGUUUUCAGCCUCUGGCCACAAGGACUCAGCCAUCUCCUUGUGAAACUGAGUUUUCCUGGCUGCCAGACAGCCUUCAAUUUGUGACAGCAAAGACAGGUGCUCUGUGUUCAGAAGGUCAAAGGGUAAAAUACAUUGUGAUUAAUGUAAUAAUUAAAGUUUAUUCUGUGCUGUUUCCUGUAAAACAAGUUAGUGGAAAGACCAAGUAAUGCUACUGCACCCACCUUUUUACAACUCUGUGUUUGUCUACUUCCUAUUCUUUGAUUUCUCUCUUCAUAUGGUGCUGCUCGACUCUUCUGUUUUGAGUGUACAGUUAAGAAGUAAUAUAAGUACCAUAUUUAUUAUUCCUAGAAGUUUUAAUAAUUAUUAACAGUUUUGAAAAUGUCAUGUCUGCUUAGCUGAACAAGAUGUAACAGAGCUAACAUGUUGUACUCCUAACAGAUUUUGCAAAUAAUGUGUUGCAUAUUUAUUUCAUGUAGAACAUUGAGUUCCUGUUUAAAGCCACAGCUUGUGAAGUGAAAAAACUAUAUGUGAAUCUUUAGUUUCUGGCUUUCUAUCUCAAUAGUAAAAGCAUGUAUGAUGUAUUGUAUUAAUUUAAGCAAAUAAAUAUGUACUGGAGAA
Melospiza melodia melodia is the source of this 7658-nucleotide messenger RNA. RefSeq names its product zinc finger protein 366 (gene ZNF366). Bases 377 to 2626 code for a protein of 749 amino acids. The record is from RefSeq and is a predicted model, not a curated record. Gene Ontology annotation, cellular component: nucleus. Gene Ontology annotation, biological process: regulation of transcription by RNA polymerase II. NCBI's taxonomy places the organism in Eukaryota, Metazoa, Chordata, Aves, Passeriformes, Passerellidae. The transcript has 7 exons. Gene Ontology annotation, molecular function: RNA polymerase II transcription regulatory region sequence-specific DNA binding; DNA-binding transcription factor activity, RNA polymerase II-specific.